This is a messenger RNA of Austrofundulus limnaeus, 2936 nucleotides long. It is a transcript of the gene bach2b, whose product is annotated as BTB and CNC homology 1, basic leucine zipper transcription factor 2b. The record is from RefSeq and is a predicted model, not a curated record. Gene Ontology annotation, biological process: regulation of transcription by RNA polymerase II. Lineage: Eukaryota; Metazoa; Chordata; Actinopteri; Cyprinodontiformes; Rivulidae. Bases 40 to 2568 code for a protein of 842 amino acids. Gene Ontology annotation, molecular function: DNA-binding transcription factor activity, RNA polymerase II-specific; RNA polymerase II cis-regulatory region sequence-specific DNA binding; protein binding. The transcript has 5 exons.
UAUUUUAAUACACUUCCAGCGUUGCUAGUGGGGGAGGGGAUGUCCAGACUGCCAGUUGGUCUGAGGCACACUGUCGUACUUUGGACUAAACAGGGUUUUUUACUGGACACUCUCACCGUGGGCCAAUUUUUAAAAAAACCACUAAAAGAGGGUGUGAGCGGAAUGUCCGUGGAUGAGAAGCCUGAAGACCCCAUGUACGUGUAUGAGUCGACGGUUCAUUGUACCAACAUCCUCCUCUGUCUCAAUGACCAGCGGAAGCAGGAUAUCCUGUGCGAUGUGACCGUCCUGGUGGAGGGCAAAGAGUUCAGAGGGCACCGGGCUGUACUGGCUGCCUGCAGCGAGUAUUUCCUCCAGGCAUUGGUGGGCCAAGUGGAGAAUGGUUUGGUUGUUAGCCUUCCAGAAGAGGUUACUGCGAGGGGAUUUGCCCCUUUGUUGCAGUUUGCCUACACUGCUAAGCUGUUGCUCAACAGAGAAAACAUCCAGGAGGUCAUUCGCUGUGCUGAAUUCCUGCGGAUGCAUAACCUCGAAGACUCGUGCUUUCGCUUUCUGGAGGCUCAGCUACGCAGAGAAGACGACAGCUUGUUGUUUUGCCACAAGGGAGCAGCAGAGGCAAUCAACUCAAAAGAUGAAAGCAUGCAGUCAGAGACGGAAAGGCCCACUUCCCCUACGGCACAGCAUUGUGCCAACACCCUCACCUCCUUCCAACACCCUGAUGAUGACGACAGGCAAGCAAUGACGAUGCCCGGUAACUUCACAGACAGCCGGCUGAGCUUUGAUCGGCACGGAGCAUCGGACCUGCCGCGAUGCCCCAAGUACAGGAAGUAUCAGUGGGCUUGCAACAAGCACAACGACAUCUCUUCACACACCAGUACCUCAGGUUUUUCAAGCACAUUUAAGGAGAGCAGCGUUAGUGGGAGCGUGCCAGGUCAGGACAGGCUGCCUGUGGCCCAGAUCAAAGUGGAACCACAGGCAGAGGAGGAGACCGUUUCAUUGUGCCUGUCGGGGGAAGAGCAGGAUAAUGAAGACACAGACGGUGUGACAGCCAUGGAAAUGGAUAACCCCGUAUCUUUGGAAAAAUCCAAGAGAACAAAAUCUCCAUCCUGCCUCCAAGCUUUUUUCAAAAAAGGAGUAGAUGUGCCCAGCCUGUCCAACACUUCACAGCAGCUAAUCACAAACAGACUUGUUUGCCCCCAGGACAAUGGAAACUCUCAGGGAGAUCAUAAAAAAGACUUACGGCCUUUCACUGGGGAGCUGGACUUGCCUGUAACAUCCCCAAAGGAGCUUGACAACUUUCCUUCCUGUGAUGGGGUCUGCAAACAGGAAGUUGAGCUAGACCGCCGUAGCAGCGUCAUAUUUUCUUCAGGGGCCUGUAACCGUUUGGGAACACCAGUGCAUUCGUUUCCCAGUGGAAACUCCUUGGAGAUGGAGCUCUCCGAGCAAGUGACAAAGGGCCUGUGGGCCGGAGCUAGCCAGUCCCUCCCUAACUCCCAGCCCUACUCUCCCAGCACCGCUUCAUCUGAGCCCUCAGUCUUGUGCCGUGCACGGCCCAUCACCAGCUGUCCAGUGCCAAUCAAAGUGUGCCCACGCUCACCACCCUGUGAUGCACGAACCAGAACUUCCAGCUCCUGUUCGUCUUACUCUUACGCAGAGGACGGCAGUGGAGGCUCCCCCUGCAGCCUGCCCCAAUUUGAAUUCUCCUCUUCGCCGUGCUCCAACAUGGCACGGUGUGUCAACAUGGACCAGCAAGAGCAAAGUGUGGGAAGUGAGGCCCUGUUCAGCCAGGUGCGGCCCAAGAUUAAAUGCGAGCAGUCCUACGUCACCAACUCAAGUGACGAGUCGGGUUCCUUCUCAGAGGGAGACAGCGAGUCCUGCCAUGUUCAGGACCCAGGAUCAGAGGUGAAGCUUCCUUUCCCAAUUGAUCAAAUCACAAAUCUUCCACGGAAUGACUUCCAGAUGUUGGUAAAAAUGCACAAACUCACSUCGGAGCAGCUCGAGUUCAUCCACGACGUGAGGCGACGGAGUAAAAACCGCAUCGCAGCGCAGCGCUGCCGCAAGAGGAAGCUGGAYUGCAUUCUGAACCUGGAGUGUGAGAUCAGGAAACUGGUCUGUGAGAAAGAGAAGUUGCUGACUGAGAGGAACCAACUGAAGGCCUGUAUGGGCGAGUUGUGGGAGAACUUCUCCUGCUUGUCUCAAGAGGUGUGCCGGGAUGUCCAUCUGAGCCCAGAACAGGUACAGUCCCUCCACCAUUACUGCCCCGUGCUGCGGCCCUCCAAUUCCACUGCCAAUGAGUCRAGACCCUCCCUCAGCAUCCCUGCCACCAGCAGCAUUGACCUCACCACCCACUCUGGCUCAGCCACUCCAGAACCCAUCUUCCAUGGGUCCCCCAGCUCGUCAGAGAACCAGCCUAAUGGGGCUGAUGGAGUUCCAGAUGCUCAGGACACCAGCUUGUACUCAGCAUCAGAGUUGUCUGUGGAAAUCUCCAACCAGACAGUAACAGUGGAUUUUUGCCAGGAAAUGACAGACAAAUGUACAACUGACGAGCAGCCAAGGAAGGACUGUACCAAGUAGAGAUGGUUUGAUUUCUGUUUGUGUUGAAUGUUUUUGUAUUAUUUAAUUUGACACUUCUGACAAACCCUUCCUCUGGGUUGUGAGAUGUUCAGCCUCUGCCAGUGUUCACUCAGAAACAAGCUUUGUUUUGAUGUCUUUUGUGCUUUUUUUUUACUCUUUUAGUUUUGUUUUUGUUUGAAUGGUCGACACUAAUGUUGUCUUAAUAGCAGCAAUACUGUUCUACAGGCGUUCUCCUUUUAACAUGACAGAGUGGGAACCUCUCACCAAACCUUUCCAAUGGUGCUAUACUCACCCCAGCAGUAACCUCUACAGUGGAGACUCUGUCAUUCAUGUGUCACAAAUCAAAGUGAAACCUCAUUGGACCUAAA